GCUAGCUCUUGCCUGCCUCCCUGGGAAGAGGCGCCUGCAGUGCUGCCCAAACUUUGCUUAAAGUCCCCGGCCCCGCGGACCCUCCGAGGCACAGCGCCUGCUGCACCGGGAUCGCGGUCUGCUGCAGCUCCUGUUGCUGCUGUUGCUGCUAGCAUCGCUCCCUUCUUCUUCUUCCUCCUCCUUGACUGAGCGGAGGAGAGGCGAGGCCCGGCUGCUGGAAGGAGGGCGCUUGGCUGGGGCUGAUGCAAUUCUGCCUCUGCUGCUGAACGGAGCCCCGAGAGCCAGGACCCCAGGAGCUCAGCCCGGAGCGGCAUGGAGAGGACUGCCAUUCCUUUGGUAUAAUUGGUGCUGCCAUAUGAUCUGAGCUCUCUGUGUAUCCUGGGAAGUGUAGCCAUCAAGACGGGACAGCGGGCAGGUGGGCGCCCACAUUGCAGCCCCUGACGAUGGCAGAAAAAUGCAGUGAGGGGUUGUUGAAUGGUGCCGUGCCUGGUGAGACAGGGAAGCGAGACGAGAACCUCAAACGUGGCAACUGGGGCAACCAGAUUGAGUUUAUUCUCACAAGCGUCGGCUACGCUGUCGGACUUGGGAACGUGUGGCGUUUCCCUUACCUCUGCUACCGCAAUGGAGGAGGUGCUUUCCUGUUCCCCUAUUUCAUCAUGCUGGUGUUCUGUGGGAUCCCCCUUUUCUUCAUGGAACUUUCAUUUGGACAGUUUGCUAGCCAAGGAUGCCUCGGUGUCUGGAGAGUUAGCCCUAUGUUCAAAGGUGUUGGGUAUGGCAUGAUGGUGGUGUCCACCUACAUUGGAAUCUACUACAAUGUUGUAAUCUGCAUCGCUUUCUAUUAUUUCUUCUCCUCGAUGACACGGGUGCUACCCUGGACGUACUGCAAUAAUCCCUGGAACACCCCUGAUUGCACCGGUGUGUUGGACGUUACCAAUGGCUCAGCUGAGUCAUCAGUCAACUUCACACAGAUAUUCAACCAGACACUCAAGCGCACUAGCCCCAGUGAGGAAUACUGGAGGCGAUAUGUGUUGAAGCUGUCUGAUGACAUUGGGAAUCUAGGCGAGGUACGACUUCCUCUGCUAGGUUGCUUGGGUGUCUCUUGGGUUGUCGUCUUCCUUUGCCUCUUCAAAGGUGUCAAGUCCUCAGGGAAAGUUGUAUAUUUCACGGCCACCUUCCCGUACGUGGUGCUGACAAUCUUAUUCGUGCGGGGGAUAACUCUUGAAGGAGCCGUCACUGGGAUCAUGUACUAUCUGACACCACAGUGGGACAAAAUCCUCAAUGCAAAGGUAUGGGGAGAUGCAGCCUCUCAGAUCUUCUAUUCGCUGGGCUGUGCCUGGGGCGGGCUUAUCACCAUGGCAUCAUAUAACAAGUUCCACAACAACUGCUACAGGGACAGCAUUAUCAUCAGCAUCACCAACUGCGCCACAAGUGUCUACGCAGGCUUUGUCAUCUUCUCCAUCCUUGGCUUUAUGGCCAACCACCUAGGUGUGGACGUUUCCAAGGUGGCUGACCAUGGUCCUGGCUUGGCCUUUGUGGCUUACCCUGAAGCAUUGACCCUACUUCCCAUCUCCCCUCUUUGGUCGGUUCUCUUCUUUUUCAUGCUCAUCCUGCUGGGGCUGGGCACACAGUUUUGCCUCCUGGAGACUCUUGUUACUGCCAUUGUGGAUGAAGUAGGGAAUGACUGGAUCAUCCGGCGGAAAACCUUUGUGACUCUGGGUGUGGCUGUGGUGGGCUUUUUGCUUGGGGUUCCACUCACCACACAGGCUGGUAUCUACUGGCUGUUGUUGAUGGACAACUAUGCUGCAAGCUUCUCACUUGUUGUUAUUUCAUGCAUAAUGUGUGUCUCCAUCAUGUAUGUCUAUGGACACCGGAAUUACUUCAAGGACAUUGAGAUGAUGCUGGGCUUCCCGCCACCCCUUUUCUUCCAAAUCUGUUGGAGGUUCAUCUCUCCUGUUAUCAUCUUUUUUAUCCUCGUGUUCACAGUGAUCCAGUACCGGCCCAUCUCCUACAAUACAUAUGUCUACCCCACCUGGGCCAUCACUAUCGGUUUCUUCAUGGCGCUCUCAUCAGUCAUCUGCAUCCCUAUCUAUGCUGUGCUCUGCAUCAUGCGCUCCGAAGGGGAUUCGCUGCUGCAGCGUUUGAAAAACGCAACCCGGCCCAGCCGCGAGUGGGGCCCAGCCCUUGUGGAGCACCGGACAGGCCGCUACGCACCAGCGCUCAGCUCCUCCACAGAGUCCCAGUUGGAGGUGCAGCUGCUGAACCCUGAAAAACCCAAGAGCGACGAAGCUGGCGUGGCUGUUGCCAUCACCAUUGGAAGCAAUGGCUCAACCCACAGCCAGGACUCCAAGAUCUGAACCUUAGCCUGGGAGGCAGGGCAGGGAGUGCUCCUUGUACCUCCCCUUUCCCACCUGCCCUGGUCCUUCAAACCCUACUCUGCUCAGAUAUGCUACAGCGCCCCCCACUGGGUGGGGGAGCCCUGGCUCCCAGGCUGUGCCGGACUCUGGGGGAGGGGUCUGUGAGUUCCCACCCCACCCACCUCAUUAGUGCCCUGUUCGCCCUGUGCCAUCUUGUAACCCUCAUGUUUACAGUAAUAUUCAGAUGGCCCCUAUUCACAGCCAGGACCAGGGUCAGAGACGUGGGGAGGCUGUGCACUGGCUGAAGAGUUGCGGGGAGGUGCCUUGAAGGGUACUUGGAGGAAGGUCUAUUGAAGCCUCAUUGGCUCUGCAGUUCCUUCCAGGUGGAUUCUGGCAGCUGCACCUGGGCCCAGGGGGUCUGGAAUCUAUGGGGGAUGGUAUGCCCCUUAUUGCCCUGGAUCAGGGCCAUAGGGACUGGCCCCAGAGAGAAGAAAUGAGGUAUCAGUGGGAGGGAUGAGGGCUGUCAGGGGGUAGGGUGGGAAUAGUACAUCUAAUCCAGCAAUUCUCAGCAAAGCUCAAUCAUGGACUUGGUGGUCUUCAGCUAGAUUGAUGCCCCCGUGAGAGCUCUUCCAGAGAAAUGCAUUGAAGUCUGCACACCAUCCACCCACACAGAGACCUUCUCAGCUUUCUUGCCCUCUCUUGUGCCUAGGAAAGGUGAGGGAGUAGCAUCCUAUAGGAAGUUCCACUUACGAUGCCCAUUAGAGAGAAUGUUCUUGCUAGAAAUACUUCAAGAGGGUUUGACAGAUUGAUAAUUUGAGUAAGAACUCCUCCUCAUGGAGUUACAGCCAGAGAAGGGCUGGAGCACACAGGAAUACAUAUGUCUGCACCAAUCUUGUCUCUAGCCUUGCCCAUCCAUCCAGAAUCAAUCUCUCUCUUAUACACAGACACACAGAGGCAUAAGACAGAGCUUGGAUAUUAUUUUGGACUACAAAUCCCAGAAUCUCCUGGCCAACCUAGUCAUUGGCCAUGCUGGCUGUGGGAUUCUGGGAGGUGUAGUGCAAUCCAGUCACACUUCAAAGAUCUGAAGAAAAGAAGUAGUAUCUCUCCCACAAACACACAGGCUUAGCUAGAUGUACCAUGUGGAUAGACCCACAAUCUGUGGGUAGUUCUAGGCAAAACACUACAUAUGACUCUGCACUAGGUUUGCAGUCUUGGCCUGUAAUACAUCUUCUGGAUGCUUAGCCAGCCCCAUUGUUCUUGGUACUGCCUCUGGAGAGCUGAUACCUGAGCUGGGGCGGGUGGUCAGUUGGGCGAGGCAUUCUGAAGCACUUGUUCUAAACCUUUCUCUUAAAGAGGAUCCUGUGAAUUUGAAUAAGGGUCUCUAUACUGGCAAGAGACCAUUGGGACCUAGCCCUGCCCCAUCCCCUAGGGAAAGGGGCAGAGACAACCAUGGUGCUAAGGGCAGGUGAUGUGCCAAGAUCCUUCCCACACCAUUUGGGAGAAGCACAAAAGACAAAUAAGCACAAUGUUUCUUACCCUCUAUUCUAGCCAGGCUUUGGCUCUAUAUGUAGCUCAUUUCUCCAGUAUUAGUGGGGUGAGUGGUAGAAACUCUACCCUCCAUCCUGCAGGCAAGGAGGGGAUAUACAGAGGCACUUGAACCUGGCUGAAAAUUUCUAACAUGCAACAGGGCCUCCACUGGCUCAGAUGGGUAGAAGUUACUAAUGGUUCUGUCUUCCGGUCUCAUCACCCCUUUUUUCCACUUCAGUGUUGCUGCCUGCACUUUAUCCCCUAGAGAUGCUUGGGAGGAGAAGAUGGGAAACAGCCCUGGCAGCCAUUAUCCUACCCUUUGUCCUGGGGCAAUGAUGCCAAGUCACUUACCAAUGCCAAACAGUGCAGGUUGGGGGCACCCCUCAGCUCCCAAUUAUGCACGAUCGCUGCAGUUGUAGCUGCGGUGCCAACAGCAAGGGCACAUCUCGUUCCUACCCAUAUGGUACCUGCCCCAGCCAGUGGCAUGGGCACAGUGCCCAGUGUUUAAGUGCCAAAUGUCUGCAUCAUGAGCAGAUAGGGGGAGGACAGAUGGCUCCAUGCCACAAUGGUACUUCUGCCCUAAGCCUCCAGCACCCACUCCUUCCCUGCUGCGCCGAAGAUGCACUAUUUAAUGCAUGGUUCCGUGUCUGUCCUUCCCUCCCGUGUAGAGUGUGGGAAUGACCAUUUGCCACCUCUCAUUGUUCAUAGCAAUAAUUGUGAUGCGUCUCCCAUACUGUGACUCUCCCAGUUGUAGAUUUUUAAAGUCCAAUAGAUUUUAAUGAAAUUUAUAUUCCUGGACCUAGGAUGGGUAUAGUUCUUUUUUUGUGGGAAUGGGAAUGGGGGAAAAUUGCUGUCCGUGGUGGUGGUGGAGAAACUGCUCAUGCCAAGACUCCAUUUUCAGAGGAAUCGAAGGGAGACAUUUCUGCUUUCUCACUUUUCCUGCCACAGCAAGGCCAGGAAAUCCCAUUCAGGUGCAGGAGGUCCACCGUAAGGCAGCCUAUGAGAAAAAUGUGGAUUUCAUAAGGAUGAAGGUCUCUUCCCUAGCUGGGCCCUUUACAUCGCAGCAGCCUGGUACGAGGGCAAAAGCGGGGUAGCAGGCAUGGUUCCACAGGAGGCAUGGGCUGGAAGGCAGAGCCCAACUCUGGUACAGCUGUCCUAUAUGAUGAAGCGAUCCGGCCCUCAAUGUUAGGAGGUGUUGGAAUCACAGACCUGGACAACAGUGACUGGCUGUCUUUUUUUGCUUGGCUUAAUUCCUUGCGUUCUUGGUGCAUCCAGCUCACCUGUCCUUUUAUUGGUGGGCCCUGCCAGGGUGGUGUCUCAUGGCAUAAAGGAGAUGUUCGCUCUCUGGGAUGUGGUGGAGUAGGCACGUUAGAAACAGCUAGGAUCUCCCCAAAACUGAAUCCUUUGCCUGUGCUUCUUGGAUGGCUGCAAAAUGAAGGGAAGGGGUUCAAGGAAGCAGGAGGCUUGGCCCAAACACACACACCCACACCCCAGUAAAUCAUUAAGGUUGUGUCUCUCCAAGUGUUCCUGCAUACAAGCUCUCCAAAUUGUUAUUUAAAUACAGCAGUCCAGUCAUAAACUAACAUAUUCUUGUCACCAUCUUACUACAGCAGGUUUAUGGAACAUAUAGUCCUCCAUGUGUUGUUGAAAUACAACUCUCACCAUAUCCAAUGGUGAAGGAUGAUGGGAAUUGCACUAUAUCAUCAGUGGAACAAGCUGCCUCUGAGUAUGGUGGAGUCUCCUUCUUCGGAGGUUUUUAAAGAGGCUGGGUGGCCAUCUUUUGGAAGCGCUUUGAUGGUGUGUUCCUGAAUGGCAGAAUGGGCUGGACUGCAUGGUCCUUGUGGUCUCUUCCAACUUUAUGAUUCUGUGAUUCUGUUGUUAUAUGGCAGGUGCAUAUUUCGCACCCCCAUACUACAAGGUUCCAGUUCCUUCCAGUUCUACAUAUGUCCUGCAUUUUUCAGCUUCCUAGUUAUUUGAGUUAUGAGGUUUGCAUGUUACCUGGGUUGGGGUGAGUAGGUACGAGUCCUGAGCUGUUUUGACGUCAGGGAAGGGCUAGAGCAUGGCUUGACUUGGCUCAGCUGCAAAUCCCGUUCCAUGGCACGCCUCUCUUCUUGUAGUUCUGAGGAAAGCAGGCAACUUUGAGGAGUGGAAAAGCAACACAUCACUCACAUAAAAAUCAUGCUGCUGCCCUACAUGCAAAUACCAUUCUUUCCAGGCAACACUUGCCUUAGGGUAAUAAUUUCAGGCACCCUGAUUCUGAAUUCUCUCCCCACUUCCCAAUCUAGCUCUUCUAGUAGGUGGCAUAAGCCCUGAGCUCUGCAUACCAGCCAUGGUGGGCUCAUGUGCUGCCUCCUGGAGCUCCACAGUGUGCUGAUGUGCAUUCUCUAGCUGGUCCUGUGAAAGAAGAAAAAAUUCUAAAGGAAACAAGACAGCUUUCUUGGCACAAUCUACAAAUGUAGAUGUCUCACCUACUAGAACCUAAGGCUGGGAACAGUAGGUAUUUUAUUCUAUUUUCUUUCUUCCAGUCCUCUAGCUAUCCUAUGAGUUUAUCACAUGGAGGGAAAUUGGGACUUUAAACAAUGAUUAACCUGAGAAAAUCCUGCAGCUGACAUUAAAAUGUGAUUAAAAUGAGAUUAACACAAGAGCCAUGAUCAUGUGAAUAACCUAUGAAUAAUCAGGCAAUAAACAGCAAAAAGACAUUCACUGGAAAAUCCCGUGAAUGAUUUUCUGCUGUUUCUUGCCUGGUUAUUCACAGGUUAAUGGCACUUUAAUCAUGUUUCACCUCAACCAUUAGAAUGAAAACCAUUAGAGCAAUUGCAGGAUAAUAACAGGUUAUUCACAGGAUAAUAGCACUUUGAUCAUGACGUGCGAAAACCAUUGGUGCAAUCACAAGAUUAUCAUGGAUUAAUCACAUUUAUACUUCCAAUUGUCCCCCAUUUGAUAAACUCCCUGGUUACUGCAGAAAGCUUUAUGGGGAUAGGCAGUAGUACAUCAGUCCACUUCCAGAUCUCACUCCCAGGAGAUAACAUAAGCGGUCACAGACCAUUGUGGCAUACCUUCCCAGCUCUCAGAACUAUCAGAAAAGUGGUUUUAAUGAGCAUACACUGACAGCAGGAGGCACUGUUAUGUCAGUCCUGCAACAUGCUCUACAGUUCCCCUCCCAUCAUUUUCUCUCUUCCCACAGCCCUUGCCUCCGGUUUGGGAACAAGAGCAAAAAAUUGAAUUAUUUGGACAGUUGCAGUACAGGAAUGGAAGCCAAAUGCACACCUACUCAAGAGCUCAUAUAUACUCUCUUCUAGGUGAACAGAAGAUUACCCAUAGGGCCAGCAGAAUAUAUUUCAUAGGCUAAGCUCCUAUAUAUGUGGAGAGGAGGGAAGACAUUAUCAACAUGGGUAUUCUAGGCUAAGGAAAUGUUGCCCUAUACUUUGCCUAAGUACAAAGUGGCCAAGACUUGGAGAAGAGUAGCCAGACUUUUUAAGCAUCUGCAAAUACAGAAAAGCAUGUCUCUAUUGGUGGGAGCUGGGAUUGGAGUUGUUCAACCCUUACCUGUAAAUAAGAGAUAUAUCUUUCCAAAGCACAGCACUCACUCUCAAGCAGAGUCCUAAGAGAAAUGAGAUUGCCAGUGAGACCUGUAGGGUAUGUUUUGGGAAACAAAUUACUGCUAGUCAUAAAGAUGGUUUUAAAUAUGUGGGAUUACAGCUAGUGACAGCAGAUACACGAGGUUAACAUUAGCUUGCUUUCUCAUCUAUGGAACUGUAAAAAGCUAUGACAGUGCACCCUGGGUCUUGCCAUGGGGAGCAAGGGUUGGACAGUGCACAAGAAAAUACUGAAUACCUCCUUCACAGUGUCCAAAAGGACAUACACACAUAACCUGGGUUUAUGCCUAUGUAAGUCAUCAACAGGAUUCUAACCAGAAACAGCAAAUGUAAUGUAAUGUAUUUAAUAUCUUAGUUAAUGGGAAUAGGAACUAAUCAAAAAGUAACUACUUGUUUAUAACUAAUUCCUUCCACCCACAGCAAACAUCUGAUACUGUUAUUAAACUUCAUCCUGUGUUUAGCUGA
Messenger RNA from Sceloporus undulatus (fence lizard), 7942 nucleotides. It is a transcript of the gene SLC6A9, whose product is annotated as solute carrier family 6 member 9. Lineage: Eukaryota; Metazoa; Chordata; Lepidosauria; Squamata; Phrynosomatidae. The transcript is spliced from 14 exons. Bases 444 to 2354 code for a protein of 636 amino acids. Gene Ontology annotation, cellular component: plasma membrane. Gene Ontology annotation, molecular function: glycine:sodium symporter activity. Gene Ontology annotation, biological process: synaptic transmission, glycinergic; sodium ion transmembrane transport; neurotransmitter transport. The record is from RefSeq and is a predicted model, not a curated record.